Molecule: messenger RNA, 756 nt
Organism: Mucor mucedo
Lineage: Eukaryota; Fungi; Mucoromycota; Mucoromycetes; Mucorales; Mucoraceae
Exons: 4
Coding region: 1-756 (251 amino acids)
Source: RefSeq, a predicted model, not a curated record
AUGAAAAUCACCAGUCUAAAAAUCCGACUUUUAAGUUCUGAAAAUGUUCGUUUUAACGAAAAUUGUUCAUUACCUUGCACAGUAGAUCCCAACAGGAAAGAUGUUUUUGUGUCAUUUCAUGGUAACACGGAUGUUAGGCGGCUAUCAUCUGCCGAAUAUUACAACAUGAAUGGAAGUGCCAAUCGUCUGAAGUUGGAGCAAGACAGGAAGAAAGAACAAGGAGUGCAAACAAUCGAGACAAACAUACCUUCUGUAAAGUCAGCAGUUACUGAUAAAUAUAUUACGCAUGUGAAAUACAUGAUGCAACAUAAGGACACACUAUUUAGUUUUUACAAUUUUCAAACAGCAAGAGUCAAAUGGUGUAAUUACAUUAGAAAACAGCGUGCCCUCCAGGAUGCUGUAAAUAUCCUAAUUAACGGAUCAAAGAAGUACAAUAAAGGACGACGGAAGAAAACAAGAAAAAACAAGAAAAAACAAGAGAAAAAGACGCAAGACAGCUGCAAAGUAUCAAAGCAACACCCCUCAAGCCGGCUCAAGACAAAGAAAAAGUCUAACACUAAAUCUGAAUUUCCAUUUUUAUAUCGUCUGAAAAGGAAUAGACUUGUAGCAUUCUUAUUUGAUGACUCUUUUCACAUCAGACACGCGGGUGUUGAGUACAUGAGUGACAAAAGAGGGGAGCGCCUUUUAGUUGAAAAUGACAUCCGACAAACACCGUCCAAUGCGAGCAAAUACAACGCUCAACCCCCUUAUUCUUAA